Molecule: messenger RNA, 2728 nt
Organism: Thalassophryne amazonica
Lineage: Eukaryota; Metazoa; Chordata; Actinopteri; Batrachoidiformes; Batrachoididae
Gene: rtn4rl1a
Product: reticulon-4 receptor-like 1
Exons: 3
Coding region: 141-1502 (453 amino acids)
Cellular component (GO): plasma membrane
Molecular function (GO): protein binding
Source: RefSeq, a predicted model, not a curated record
UAAAAAAGACACCAAGGACCGAGGAGACGAGACCAGAGCCGGCGGGGAGGCGGUUAUUCGGAGAAGAGGUGAGAUUCGGAGGCGGAAUGCUGCUCCAGCAGCACGGACUCCACUAGACGGUCCGCACAGCUGCUGUCAAAAUGUUCCGGAGAGGUUGUGGCGGGGUGGAGUUGCUGUUGGUGCUGUGUGGCCUGGAUCUCUCCCUGCCCUGCCCUCGACACUGUAUCUGCUACACUAAACCGAGCACUGUUUCCUGCCAGGCACACAACUUCCAUGAUGUGCCCGAGGGCAUGCCGCCUCAGAGCGAGCGAGUCUUCCUGCAGAACAACAAUAUUCAGCGGCUGCUCCGUGGCCACUUCUCGCCCACCACCACAAUGCUGUGGCUCUACUCCAACAACAUCUCCUACAUACAACCAACCACCUUCCACGGCUUUGACCGCCUGGAGGAGCUCGACCUCGGGGAAAAUCGUCACCUGAGGGCCCUUGCUUCAGACACCUUCCUGGGACUUGGACGGCUGCAUGACCUACACCUGCACCGCUGUGGGCUGAUAAGUCUGCCUCCUGGGAUUUUUGCAGGACUCCAUAAUCUCCAGUAUCUCUACCUACAGGACAACCAGUUGGAGUUCUUGGAGGAUGAUUUGUUCAUUGACCUUUUGAACCUCAGUCAUCUCUUUCUGCAUGGUAACCGUCUGUGGAGCCUACGCCAAAACACCUUCCGUGGUCUAGGGGUGUUGGACCGCCUGCUUCUUCACCACAACCAAAUUCAGUGGGUUGACCGCCAGGCUUUUCAUGACCUGCGGCGUAUCACCACACUGUAUCUGUUUAAUAACUCUCUGAACGAGCUUUCUGGUGCCACCUUGACUCUGCUGCCGGCACUGGAGUACUUACGACUGAAUGACAACCCGUGGGAGUGCGACUGCAAGGCCCUGUCACUUUGGGAUUGGCUACGGAGAUUCAGAGGCUCCACCUCCUCGGUCAUGUGCGCGUCACCACCAGAGAUAGCCGGGAAAGACCUGAAAACACUGAAGAAAGAAGAGCUGCCAAGUUGCUUGUCAGGAGAGGGCCAUGCACAUGGCAGCGUGGGUGGGGAGCUGGAGCAGGGUGAGUCCUUGAACCACCUGAAUCGUCACAGAAACCAUCACAAUCACCAUCAGCAGCCGUACUUGCCCCAUGGUGACCAGUACAGUCUGCCUUCACCUUCGCCCCUGCCUCGACCACCCAAGGGAGGCCGCAGAAACUGUACAAGGCGGGGCCGCAAGGCAAAAGGGGGGCUUAAUGAAGUGCAGGUACUAAGGGAGGGGGGUGAGAAAGACUAUACCCCUGAUGGAGGUAAAAAUGAACUGACAACUGCCAGAAAGAGGGAGUGCAUCCUGAGAACUUCUGUUGGUCCACCAAGUGGGGUCCAGAGAGUAAAUAAUAAAUCAGUGUCCCACCUUCUGGGUUCUAUUAUCUGCUUCCCUUUGGCUCUGCUGCUGUCACUCAGUUCAGUGAUCCCACGCUGAGAGAGGCCAUUGACAUUUUUGUGCCAAUGAUGCAACCUUCUGAUUAAUUUUUGUUCGCCCUGGCUCUUUAAAUGAGGCAUGUGUGCAUAACUGUGCUUGUACAUGACUGUGUAUAAAGAACAUCAUCAAAUAGCUAUUGUUGAAGUAUGCCUGUGGUGUGAAGCAGGGAUCUUUAUGAGUCAUAAUUAAGCAUUGAAGUCAGGGAAAACUUCAGCCUGUUGCAGUGAUGAUGUCACCAAGGGAAAACAGCAGGAAAACUUUACAUUUCUCUCCAUGGUAUCAAUUUCAUCACUCAUUUUGUGUUGUCUUAAACCUGUACAGCCAUGUCUAAUGAUAAGCUAAUGAUUAUUUCAAAUAAUAAUAGAAAACACAACAAACACAGUGAGUGUGAAAAAGUCAUGCAGCACCAUCACGCACACUCAUUGUUACUUUCAACAUCUAGAAACGAAACACAAAAGACUGUGGCAGCAGCGCAAGCCAUCAGAAGAGCUGUUCAGCUGUGAUAACUCUCGUGACCAGCUAAAAACAGCGGAUUUAGCUUCAGUUUGUGCACGUCUGAUCGUUGAUUUCUGUCUAAACUCUCAAACAGGAGUUGAGGCACAUCUAUCGGUGUCGGUAAUGUUACUUUAAAACCUGCCCUGCUGAGAGGUGACCCUUUUAUCCAAACAUUUAAAAGCCAUCCAGAAGUAACUUACUGCCGUUCAGGCUGAGUGAUCUCUGAUAUGAGUGAGUGAGGAUUAUCGUGUUAGUCUCUGUGUGUUUGCUUCUUUUCUUGUAACCACUAAAGCCAUGAAGGUAGUUCACAGCUAGAUUGUAAGAGUGCCUAAUGAGAGCCAGCGGCCAAUGAGGGCUGAUUUUGGAGCAAUCAGAUGGUUUCAUUUCCUUUUCAACCUCACUGACUACCAAACAGUCAGGCCUGGGAUACGCUUCAGCCUGUGCCCAACAUUGAAAAACUUUCCCACACAUUUCUAUGUUGCUGCCAGACCUGUUGUGGAAGUCUAUGUCCUUCAAGCAGAGAUGAGUCAGAGUGAGUCUUUCAUUGAGGGAGUGAUGACGGAUAAUCCGUUGCUGAAGAUGAAGGAAACAAAAGCACUGCACAGGGUAAAAGUACUGACACACUGCUGCAGGAUUUUUUCAUGUCAUCUAUGGUGUGUUUGUCACACUCCACAGCAGAUGGGCCCGAUGAGCUCCAACCCCCGAUUGGAUAUUUAGAUUCUGAUGGAGGC